Molecule: messenger RNA, 2088 nt
Organism: Cuculus canorus (common cuckoo)
Lineage: Eukaryota; Metazoa; Chordata; Aves; Cuculiformes; Cuculidae
Gene: C26H2orf42
Product: chromosome 26 C2orf42 homolog
Exons: 9
Coding region: 126-1982 (618 amino acids)
Cellular component (GO): nucleus
Source: RefSeq, a predicted model, not a curated record
CCGCAUCUGAAAUCACAUGUUCAGUUUUGAGUCCCUCACUCCAAGAAUGACAUUGAGGGGCUGGAGCGUGUCCGGAGAAAGGAACAGCUGCGGAAGGGUCUGGAGCGCAGGGGUACUGGGAGUGGAUGAGGGCUCUGGGUCUGGAGAAGAGGAAGCUGAAAGGAGACCUCAUCGCUCUCUGCAGCUCCCAGAAAGGUUGUGGUGAGGUUUCCCCAAGGAUGGAGCCAGCAUCUGUGAGGACUAAAGUCCCCUCUUUCCUGUCUGACCUGGGGAAAGCCACGCUCCGGGGCAUCCGGAAAUGUCCCCGCUGCGGCACUUACAAUGGCACCCGAGGCUUGAGCUGCAAGAACAAGACCUGCGGGACCGUCUUCCGCUAUGGCACACGCAAGCAACCCAGCAUCGAUGCCGUCAAGCUCAUCACCGGCUCCAACUUACAGGUUUAUUCAGUGCGGCAGAGGGACCGGGGACCAGAUUACCGGUGCUUUGUGGAGCUGGGGGUCUCAGAGACUGCCAUCCAGACAGUGGAUGGGACCAUCAUCACACAGCUCAGCUCCGGCCGCUGCUAUGUUCCGUCAUGUCUGAAAGCAGCCACGCAAGGUGUGGUGGAGAACCAGUGCCAGCACAUCAAACUGGCCCUGAACUGCCAAACCGAGGCCACCCCACUCACCCUGAAAAGCUCAGUGCUCAACUCCAUGCAGGCUUCUCCUGAAACCAAACAAACCAUAUGGCAGCUGGCAACGGAGCCCACAGGGCCGCUGGUGCAGCGCAUCACCAAGAAUGUCCUGGUGGUGAAGUGCAAAGCGAGUCAGAAGCACAGCCUUGGCUACCUACAUGCCUCCUUCGCCCACAAGAUAAGCACCAAGACGCUGGCAGAGCACAGGUUCUCCUGCUCCUGCCAGGCUCUGAAGCCGGGCAAGGAAGGCCCAGCUGAGGAGACACCGCCACUGCGCUGCAUUCACUUCUUCGCCUGCAUCUGUGCCUUUGCCAGUGAUGAGAGCCUGGCACAGGAGUUCGCCGACUUCCUCACCUACGACUCCAGUGGUCUGAAAGGUCUCACAGUCCCGCAGUUGGUCAGUGGCCCUGAAUCCACAGUGCAGGCCAGGGAGGUGGCUGCUGCCAAGCCCAAGAAGAGGAAAAAAGACGUAACGCCUGGGGUGCAGGCGCCCAGCCCUCUCCUGGCCCAGGACUCAGCUCACAGCAGCCCCCACAGGAGCAGUCUCAAGAAGCCGGCCGUCACCUCCUCACUGAAAAGACAAGGCUGCAACCAGCUGCUGGACGAGUCGCAGGUGACCCUCUCCUUCCAGGACUGGCUGGCCAGCGUCACCGAACGCAUCCACCAGACCAUGCAUUACCAGUUUGAGGCCCCUUCACCAGCUUUGUUGCUCUUCAUGCCAACCCAGGCAAACCGGAGCCGCUGGUGUUCCACAUCCCUCAGGCUUUCUUUGACGCACUGCAGCAGAGGAUUUCCAGCGGGAGCACAAAGAAGAGGCUGCCCAACUCCACUACUGCUUUUGUCCGCAAGGAUGCCCUUCCCCUGGGCACCUUCUCCAAGUACACGUGGCACAUCACCAACGUUCUGCAGGUCAAGCAGAUCUUUGAUACACCGGAGCUGCCGCUGGAGAUCACGCGCAGCUUCAUCCAGAACCGGGACGGGAGUUACGAGCUUUUCAGGUGCCCCAAGGUGGAGGUGGAGAGCAUCGCUGAGGCAUACAGGCACCCUGAGAAGCAACCGGCCAUCCGGCCCCUCGAGCUCAAGACCUUCCUCAAAGUGGGCAAUACGUCCCCAACGCAGAAGGAGCCGACGCCAUUCAUCAUUGAGUGGAUCCCCAACAUCCUGCCACACUCCCGUAUUGGCGAGCUGCGCCUCAAGUUCCAGUACGGCCACCAUGGCACCCACCAGCCUGGCACUGGUCCCAGUCCUGAGCCCCGGCCCCCUGCUGCCCCACAACUCCCCCUGGAGCUGCCCCCCCUUGCUGCCAUAACCUUCCCCUGACCCCCCUGACUUGCUCUGGGGGGCACACGGCCCUCGCCAGGACCAGUGCUGUGGGGCCAGCACCGCGGCUGCACCCUGGAAAAUAAAAGCCUCGC